This is a messenger RNA of Chaetomium fimeti, 766 nucleotides long. RefSeq lists its product as uncharacterized. Bases 132 to 668 code for a protein of 178 amino acids. The record is from RefSeq and is a predicted model, not a curated record. The transcript has a single exon. NCBI's taxonomy places the organism in Eukaryota, Fungi, Ascomycota, Sordariomycetes, Sordariales, Chaetomiaceae.
UCGGGAAAGACAUCGCAUUGUAAGACUUUGCUGGCUAGUUAUUGCUGGUUAGUUAUUGACUUUAACUCGGAGAUGGUGGCCCAGAAACCCGGUCUCUUAUCUCAGAGUCGGUUGCACAUGUCUGCCGAGGAAUGGAUGAGAGCGGGCAGGUUUGCGAACUUUCGAGAUGCUGUGGAUCCAGCCUUCAAAAAGCGGGCCUCUUCCUCAGUGCAGCGGGUGGUCCCCAAUGGGACGCAGGCCAUCAAACGCGAACACGCCAAGCUUCCAUGAUACGCGCAGCAACUCAGAUUUUGGAACCGACGGGAACAUUGGACAGCCUUGGUGGAAGAGGAUCAUAUGGCGCAAUGAGGACCGAGCGGCUGAGAAAGAAAGGAACAACCGACGGAAACUACACUCACGCGCCCGCCUCUUCCAUGCCUGUAACUACUACCUAUCUAACAAUGUAUAAAUAUGUCGGGAGCCAUGUCCUUAUCUGCACUGUCGUUCCUUUUGGAGGUCCGGGCUGGGUGGGGGUUUUGCGAACCGGAUUUCACCAUCUCAGGGGCGCCUCAGAUGCUGCUCUGGAACAAGCACGCAUCGGGCGAGUCGGUUCAAUAAAGUCGAGUGGAGGCGUAAUCGAGCGUUUUGGAGAUCCUGACGUAAGCCCUGGAAUCAAGAACCCAGUUUGAGAGUCCCGGUGGACAAUGCGUUGGUGCAUUUCUUCUGAUUGCGACACGGCCACGGCGGGUUUCAAUUCGCAGCCAAAAGGGGGCACCGAUUCAUUCCG